AUGGAUGCCGGUAUCGUCGCCUCGUUCAAGCUUCGAUACAGGUAUUGCCAGCUCGAGUACGCUUUGAAUAUGGAGGAACAAGGAUUACAGACCAGUAUCUACACUCUAAACCAGCCCACAGUGAUGAAGUUGAUAAAAUCCUGCUGGCUUGACGUUCCAAGCGAUGCUAUUCUGAACUGCUUUCGGCUAACAAGGAUCGUCCUCGGCCGUACGACUACUCGCGGAUCGCGCAUUGACGCUGAUGACCAACUGAACACCAGCCUACUAGCACCAACGCCUCAGCAAUGCAUCCGCGACCCGAUGGACCUAAACAAAUUCAUGUGCUGCACUGCUAAAGCCGACUCGGAGAUGGAAGCGCCAACUGCCAUAGACUUGCUCAUCAAAAAAGCGGACGCGGGAUUUUUGCUCAUGGCCCGAGAGAGCAGGGACUUUAAAAAAUCGGAGUCGUCAAGAGAAGUUGUAACAAACAUGCCGAUAGAGAUUAGCGCUGAUGACAAGGUUGAUGCAGUCCGAGCCAUCAUUUUGGUGCUCGGUGACCAUCCAGAUCUAGAGAGACUUGUCAUGAUAGGUAUGCGUACAAUAAAGCAGCGAUUGCACGAGGAGCUGAGGGUAGAAAAGGAGAACUCACUUACACAGACGCUAUUUCGUGGUUAA
Messenger RNA from Peronospora matthiolae, 654 nucleotides. NCBI's taxonomy places the organism in Eukaryota, Oomycota, Peronosporomycetes, Peronosporales, Peronosporaceae. The record is from the annotation of a GenBank genome assembly.